This is a messenger RNA of Lactuca saligna, 654 nucleotides long. Lineage: Eukaryota; Viridiplantae; Streptophyta; Magnoliopsida; Asterales; Asteraceae. The record is from the annotation of a GenBank genome assembly.
AUGGGUGUUUCGGAAUCCUUUACAAUUCCAAAACAAGCGGGAGAAUCGGUGAGAGCUUCUGGUGGUGGCAAAGUAAGUGAUGGUGGGAAUGAUCACGAAGAAAAACCAAAGUCUAAUGAUCUGAAGGAUAAUGUAGCUUUGACAUCAAGAGGAAAAGAGAAAAUGGCUGAAGAACGAGAGAAGGCAGUUCGUGAAGUUGAAGAAACUUUAAAGCCUCAGAAAAAUAUUUUCCCUUUAUGGUCAAUGGAACGCAUCCUGAAUGAAGCUAUUGAUAACCCAAAAAUUUAUUGGCUAGAACCUGUUGGAUCGUUUGAAUUGGAGAAUUCUCUAGAUUCACAGCUUGAUCUGCCAACCACACUGAAGGCCUUUCAGUUUCGUAGCUUUGACAAGAUUGUGAACGCUUCUAUUCCAGACCAUGACAUUGAUCAAGUACUUUUCUGGUUCUAUCUCAAGCAUAUGAAGCCACAAUACAAAACCUGGACCUUAAAGAAUAUUACUGCUGUCAAGGUUUUUGGACCAAUUGAAACUGAGAUCUUCAUCAAUGCUCGUUUCAAGGUUGCUCGUUGGGUUGCGAUUUCAAUGUUACAUAUUGCUCUUGUUGAUUUGCCCUGCCUUAACCCAUUUGAUUGGAUUCUUGGUGGCAUCUAUUGCUGA